CCUCUCCGCGGCAUUCUCGCGAGAACUCUCCAGCAGCUCACGGCUCCGGGCAGCUGCCCUUCCCGAGCCGGCGUCGGCGGAGGAGUGCGCAGGCGCAGCCUUGGGUUUCCCCGGCUACAGUCGGCGUUUCGGCCCUCUAGUCCGCCGCCGGCUCUUCCGCCGCCCUGCGCCAUGGCGGGCUGCGCGGCGCGGGUUCCGCCGGGCUCCGAGGCGCGCCUCAGCCUCGCUACCUUCCUCCUGGGCGCCUCGGUGCUCGCUCUGCCGUUGCUCACGCGCGCCGGCCUGCAGGGCCGCACCGGGCUGGCACUCUACGUGGCCGGGCUCAACGCGCUGCUGCUGCUGCUCUACCGGCCGCCGCGCUACCAGAUAGCCAUCCGAGCUUGUUUCCUUGGCUUUGUGUUUGGCUGCGGUGUGCUACUCAGUUUCAGCCACUCCUCUUGGAACCACUUUGGCUGGUACGUGUGCUCGCUGUCACUAUUCCACUAUUCUGAGUAUUUAGUGACAGCUGUCAAUAAUCCCAAAAGUCUGUCCUUGGAUUCCUUCCUCCUGAAUCACAGUCUGGAGUACACGGUGGCAGCUCUCUCUUCUUGGAUAGAGUUCACACUUGAAAACAUCUUCUGGCCAGAACUGAAGCAGAUCACCUGGCUCAGUGCCACUGGGCUGUUGAUGGUGGUCUUUGGAGAAUGCCUGAGGAAAGCUGCCAUGUUUACAGCCGGCUCCAAUUUCAACCACGUGGUGCAGAGUGAAAAGUCAGACACCCACACUCUGGUGACAAGUGGUGUAUACGCCUGGUUCCGGCACCCCUCCUAUGUGGGGUGGUUUUACUGGAGUAUCGGAACCCAGGUGAUGCUGUGUAACCCCAUCUGUGGCGUCGUCUAUGCCCUGACGGUGUGGCGCUUCUUUCGUGAUCGCACAGAAGAGGAGGAGAUCUCACUGAUCCACUUCUUUGGGGAGGAAUACUUGGAGUAUAAGAAGAGGGUGCCCACAGGCCUGCCGUUCAUAAAGGGAGUCAAGGUGGAGCUAUGACAGGGAGAAGCCGAUGGCACCAGAGAGCCUGCAGCCCUGCACAGCCUAGGACAGAACUACUUCCCUGCAGAAUGACUUUCCUAAUCAUUUUAUAUGUCACUAAUUACUCCUCAGAACGUCACCCAAGACCUAGUGCUCAGAAGGCCUUAGGACCAAAGGACCCACAGCAGCAGUCUCUUGUACUGAAUGAAGGUAGAAGACAGGUAAACAGUGAACAAGGAGCACGUCACAGCAGUUCAUCAGUGCCCCUUUCAUGGUGGCAGGAUGAGGACCCAAGCCAGUCUUAUGCCCCUUCAGGCCAGAGUAUCUUUGCUCCGUGACCAUGAUCCUCGGGAGAGGUGGACACUGCCCUUUGCAGGACUUAUACCACUGAAGGUGUGGUCAGAGUGGCCGAAUGUCAGCAUGAAGGUGCAUCAGAAUCCUUUAAUUUAACCCAACACAGAGCUUUAACCUUUGUCUGCCCAUAAGAGCAUGGGCAUCUGUAUUAACUCUAAAGACUUCUACACUUUGGCCCAUAAUACAUUUAAUCAUAUUUACCUACAAGUUUUACAAAAAUAGCAGUGUACAUUCAAAGGGACACUGAUUCUCCUUGCCUUGGAGUUUCUGACUUCAGCUUUUAUUUGGCAACAGGCAGCACAGACCUCAGAGUGCUCUGCAGCUUUGAGUGGUAUGGCACCUGGCCUUGGGGUCUCCUGCGGUCCUGGCCUUGGCUCUUCUGUCCCCGAGGAAGUGCUUACCAGGGGCCUGCGCUCAUGCCGAGAAAUGCUGCCCCACCGUGUUUUGGGGUUUCCACUCUCGUUUUAUCACAGCUUGUGUUUUCUCUUGCGAUGUGGUCAGUCCCAUUUGUUUCCUGUGUUCUUCCAAAGGAAGUCACCCCUGCUGCUGCCUCAGUGCUUUCCAGAGGGUCCCAGCUUAGCUCGUGCACCCGAGUGAGGCUAAUGACUCUUAACAACAGUCUGCAGUAGAGCAGCCUGCUUGAGGUGGGAGGGCGUCUUUGUGCUGUAGGUCUGGGAGAACAUUUGGCUUUUUGUAUGUUGAGAUAAACGUUUUAAGAGGUGAGGCCCGUGAUUAGUCCUGGGCUGACUAGGGCUUGGUCCUGGCGUGAAGUCUUUCCAGACUUGAGGCUUUGUUUUUCUCAAAAGUGUCUGCUUCGAGCUGUAAAAGGGUUGUAUUUAACUGUUCAGCAGACAGGCAUGAGCACACAUGGGUGAAGAAUCUGCUCUGAAGAUUUCAGUACGUGUCAGCUAACACCCAGUGCUGAAAGUAGGCAUGCGGCAGGGUUGGAUGGAAUGGAUCUGUAUACCUCACCUUCCUGCUGUUUGGAGUCCAGCUGUCGGAGUGCUCUGAGCAGCAGCCAGAUCCUCAGCCUGGGGACAAACUGUCCUUCAUUUUCCUCCCGUGACCCACCGAGCAGAGACAUUCUUAGCAGACACACCGCAGGGCUGAGAAGAAUAGCUGCUCAGUGCUUCUGACCUUCAGCCUCUGGCUCUCCGCACGGCUCUGUCCUCCCAGGCCUCAGAAGACCUCCACCCUCCACAAGCACACCACUGCACAGAAACACAGUUGGUAAACAUCAGCUCAGGCAAGCCCAGGCCCCAGUAGUGGCCAUGGUGUUGCUAAGCACGCUGGCAGAUUGCUGUACCUAGGCCAGGUCUCUACCGGGGUACCACGGUGUGGGGUUGGUAAUUAAUGCCAAGCCGGAAGCCAGUGGGACAGUAGUCCGCACAGUGGUUGCUGCCCCGGGACCCACUGUUGUUGGCAGUGUCAGCAUUGACAUCACUGGGAGCCACAUCACAAAGGGGAAGCCAGCAGGGAAACAUUUCACUGGUCACUGCCUCAAAGCAGGACUGGUGCACUGUGCCACAGUAAGCUGCUUGUGGCAGGCUUUCUCAGCAGAGAUAAUGGCACAUGUCGCUGAUGGGACUAGACAUGGGAACACCAGGUGGGUCUGCAGGCCUGUCAUGAAUAUUCGGGGGUCCAUCAACUCUGAAGGAAGCUGUGACUAGGGUGUGCUCUGUCUAAGAGAGUGGUUAACAGUAAUAUGGGUUGAGUGCGGAGGAUUGUCAGCCCAGGAGGAAUAGUCAGGUGCAAGAUCGGUAUUGUGUGGUAGGAUUCAGGCCGGGUUGGUGAAACCCUGGGGGCUGUGUGAAUGGGGUUCCUAGCUUGUUCUUGCCAUAAUAGACGAUCCAUCAACAAGAAGUCACCCCAGCAUCACCCCUCCACCAGAACUUCUGGGAAUCCAGAAGCCUUAAAGACUUGCGCCCUGGUCAGCUCAGUAAGGCAGGAGGAAGGCUAGCAGAAGAGCUGGGCUGCAGCCCCGUUGGAAGUGGCCAGCCUGCAGGCCUCGUUAUUCCUCAGUGUGACUGAAGGUGGGGUGUAGCCAGGGCAUUGCUGUCACCAGCACACCCUUCUGGGCUAGGGCUUCCCCAUCAGUAGAGUGGGGCUGUUCCACCUGCCUCACAGGGUGUUUGGGCACAUGAUGCUCAGACGUGCACAAUGGCAUGAGAUUUUACAGUGUGAGCACUGGGCCUAUGUGUUAGCUGAAGGCUGCUCAUAUAUGUUCAAAGAGCAUUUGCCAGCUCACAAGUAAUUUAUUUUUAGAUUUCAUGGCGUAAUUAUUUUUCUUGUUCUAUAUACCAAAGAGGCUUACGGGUUUGCCAGUUACCAUGUGAGGCCAGUUGGCAUAGGAGCUGCCAGCCCUCAGGACCUGAGGCUUGCACGGCUCUGUGUCAGCCAUGGCUGUUGUCCACACCAAGCUGUCCAGGAAUAACACGGUGGGACAUCAAUACUCAGUUUUGAAAUAUGAGUGGAGCCAGACCACACCUCCAGAAGCCCCCUCCACUCACCAGGCUGUGAACAAGAGGGGAUGGAUUUUUGGCAGUCAUACCCAGCUCUUUCUCAGUGCAUCUAAUCUGGGCUGGCUGCAGCCUCCCAUGCCCCUUGAGGGCCGUGAAUUUGUCUUUUUGAUGGAUGGAGAGUAGCUAAUGACAGCCCUUUGCAUCGUGGGUGGUAAGGCUGAAUGUUGUCAUUUGAUGUCACCCUCUUCCUGCCAGAGGAGGCCAGAAAGCUCAGCCGUGCAGCAGGCCAGGAGAGAGGGACCCAGGUCGUGGGAUCUCUCGACGCGAUGCUGUGUUGUGCCCUGGGAGAGGUGAGGUUGUGUUCUGUAAAGAGUAAUUCCAAGGGUGUGGGUGGUGGGAGAACAACCCCCCUCCUGACACUCCCGGCGUGGAUGUCGCAAACCCACAGGGGAAUACGAGCUCAAGGGCAGGACUUGCCAGGUGACUGGUACCCUCUGCCGCCGUGUCCUAGGUGUCCACAAGGACUGUCGGGUGAUUGAUUUGUUCGCUUGCAGGCUUCAGAAGGGAGGUGGCUUCUAUACGGAAGAAAGGCUGCUUGCAGUCGUGGGGAAGGAAGCAUUCAGGAGGCCCUUCAGCUGCUACUGUGGCAGUUUGCAGAAGAGUGAGCCUCCAAGCAGGGCAGAAAGCUCACAGCGGUGUCCUUGGUGGGGCCUGGGGCUGCUGCUUGGGCCCAGGGUGUGCACCUUAUUAACCCUUCCUGCUCAGUUACUAACUUGGGGCCUGGUGUAUCAGGGAGGCCACUCUUAGUGUCAGAUCCUGGAGGGCUCAGCCAAAGCUCCUAGGGUCGCCUCCUUCAGACCGCCUGUGAGCCCUGUCCCUCUGCACUGUACCCUGCCUUAGCUAGCUCCGCUUUUACAGUGGUGGCCAGAUUCGAGCCCUCAGCCUUCCGGAAGGGUGGGCAGCUGCACAGCUGUGAGCCUUGUCCCUUGCUCAUCCCGAGUGGAGGCAGCUUGUCUGUGAGGAGGGGUAUCACGGAGUAAUUACUGUACUGUUCUUUUUACAUACAGAAAUCUUUAUUUAAAUAUAUUAAAUGGGAUUUUCUUUCACAGAUACUGAUUAUUCUUUCUAAUUCUUAAAUAAACUACUUGGUUUCCCUAUGAA
Messenger RNA from Meriones unguiculatus (Mongolian gerbil), 4985 nucleotides. It is a transcript of the gene Icmt, whose product is annotated as isoprenylcysteine carboxyl methyltransferase. Gene Ontology annotation, biological process: C-terminal protein methylation. NCBI's taxonomy places the organism in Eukaryota, Metazoa, Chordata, Mammalia, Rodentia, Muridae. The record is from RefSeq and is a predicted model, not a curated record. Gene Ontology annotation, cellular component: membrane; endoplasmic reticulum. Gene Ontology annotation, molecular function: protein C-terminal S-isoprenylcysteine carboxyl O-methyltransferase activity. The transcript has 5 exons. Bases 172 to 1026 code for a protein of 284 amino acids.